AUGCCUAAGAACAAAGGUAAAGGUGGUAAGAACCGCCGUCGCGGAAAAAAUGAGAACGAGAAUGAAAAGCGUGAAUUGACCUAUUCUGAAGAAGGUCAAAUUUACGCUCAAGUUACCAGAAUGCUUGGUAACGGUCGUAUUGAGGCAGCCUGUUUUGAUGGUGUCAAGCGUUUAGGUCACAUCCGUGGUAAAUUGAGGAAAAAGGUUUGGAUUAACCAAGGUGACAUUAUUUUAUUGUCUCUUCGUGAAUUCCAAGACGAGAAGGGUGAUGUGAUCUUGAAGUACACCGCUGACGAAGCUCGUACUCUCAAGAACCAAGGUGAGUUGCCCGAGACUGCCAAGAUUAACGAGACCGACUUUGGUGUUGAAGGAGAAGACGAUCUUGACUUUGAAUUUGAUGUUGAUGCUAUUUAA
Schizosaccharomyces osmophilus is the source of this 414-nucleotide messenger RNA. It is a transcript of the gene tif11, whose product is annotated as translation initiation factor eIF1A. Bases 1 to 414 code for a protein of 137 amino acids. The record is from RefSeq and is a predicted model, not a curated record. Gene Ontology annotation, cellular component: cytoplasm. The transcript has a single exon. Gene Ontology annotation, biological process: translational initiation. NCBI's taxonomy places the organism in Eukaryota, Fungi, Ascomycota, Schizosaccharomycetes, Schizosaccharomycetales, Schizosaccharomycetaceae. Gene Ontology annotation, molecular function: RNA binding; translation initiation factor activity.